Molecule: messenger RNA, 1860 nt
Organism: Colletotrichum lupini
Lineage: Eukaryota; Fungi; Ascomycota; Sordariomycetes; Glomerellales; Glomerellaceae
Exons: 7
Coding region: 1-1860 (619 amino acids)
Source: RefSeq, a predicted model, not a curated record
AUGUCUUCGACUCCUGCAUCGGUCCUGAACGGCACCGGGCUAAGCAUGUACGUGGAGCUUGCAAGCUACGUCCCUAAUCGCAGCGGCUUAGAGGUCUUGUUUUUCGAACAAGCUUAUGCUCGACCGAAAGAUUUCUUCCCCAUGUCAUUUGCCGUACAAUCAGUCUUGCUCUCCUUCAGCUAUGUCAACGCUAUCGGGCCAACAUCGAUACCAACAUUAGAAGAGGUUCAAUUUGCAGGGGCUUCAAGCGAGCCUCGGCUAAACAAAAGAGCCUUUUAUGAGCAGCAAUUUCCAAACUCCAACCUCAACGAAAUCUGCCUGAACGAGCACCCAAAACACCGCUCCAGUAUCAAGAUUCAUAUCAACGACAAGUCCUUUUUUUCAAUCUGCUCAAUUUCCAAUUCACUUGUGGCGAAAAUACAAACCAUCUCAAUGGCUUCCCUCACAGAUCUACCAGUCGAGAUUCUCGACCAGAUUUGCACCUCACUCUGCUGUCAUUGUCGACAGCACAAAAUGCAGCUCGACAAGCCGAGCGCCGCCGUCAGCUCGACAGAAGACGACGGAGAACGGCUUGGACUACGCAAUCUAUGCCUCACAUCACGGUCACUACGCCAAAUUGCUCAGCCAAUUCUUUUUCACUUACUGAGAACGAUCAACGAAGACGCCCAUCUUUCUUCUUGCCUUAAGUCCAUCGAUAUCAAUGCAUUUGAAGAGAAAUGUAUUAUCUGUUCACCUUCGUUAGAAUGUGCAACUCAGGAAGAAAUCAGUCAAGUUACGCGAUUGUCGAAAAAGACAGGUCUAGAUAUCAAUUCCGCCGGCUUGGACCACGAUCUUCUCCCUGAGAUUCUAAUCCAAUUCUUAUUGAUUAUGACGCCGAAUCUCCAGAACGUCAGCUUGUGCGUACCACGUUGGUGGGUCUUUUACCCGUUGAGAAAAUGGAUCAAUAAAUGGAGGCCCAAACUAAAUGAGUCAAAAAUACUGCUGGGCCAGGUACGACACAUGGAGCUGGAGACUGAGAGAUAUAGCGACGACACGUGUCUUGAGGACGACCAUAAAGAUGAGGGUCUUUGUCACCCGAUUCCUGAUCCCAUUGAACGACUACUCAUAGACAGUGCACCGAAUCUCGAGGUAUUGUCAUGUUCUGCUGGAGGGCUGGAGGGUCUUCCGAAGUUGCCAUUGCUCAGGUGGCUGCACCUCCGCAUGGAAGGGUCUUGGAAGGGAAUGUUGCCUAAAUUAAUGGAUCGCCUACCGUCCCUGACACAUUUCAGCUACUCGACCAGCAACUUGCACUCUCCCACGCCCAGAGAGAUCCAAGACGCCCUCCAUAAUCACCAGGAGACUCUUCAACAUCUCACUGUGAUCAAUCGGUUUGGGGAGAGCAUUGCAAGUGAUGAUUUGCGAACGGAUCCAAGCCGGCCAUACUCAAUGACCUCUCUGGCCGGUUUCAAGGCUCUCGAAUCCAUUAACCUUGAUGGCUAUAUGAUCUGGCCGCAUCGGAGGGACGGAGGCACGAUACAAGAAAUGGAGGCGGACUUGCAGCUUCUACCGAACUUUUUGCCUCAAUGCUUACGGCAGCUUCAUAUUGAUGGCUGGGGUAACUACGGAGAGGAGAACCUAAGGUCUUUAGCUAAGGCUAUGGCAAAUGUGGAAUUUCCCUACCUGGAAACGGUGAUCUGGGGCAUCGUUCAUGAUCGCCGGCUCCUUCGGCGUGGGUCUUGCAACAAAGCGUGGGAGAUGGGCAUGGAUUGGAGGGAAAUAAUUACAGAGAAAGUUGAAGACCGCAUACGCAAUUGUCAUCAGGAAGCAUUUCCAAACUGGGGAGACGAUUUUUUGGGGUCUGCUGCGAAUGAGGCUGGCUGA